AAAGCAAAGGAAAAGACACCCAAUUAACCAACCACCUUAAAUUUCCUUCAAUCAACAAAGCAUCAUAUUCUCUUUUCCUCAGUGUCUGUCUCCAAUUCAAUUUCAACUUUAACAAGUAUGGAGAAUAUUGGUGAAGAGUACAAACAUUACUGGGAGACCAACAUGUUCCUCCAAACCCAAGAACUUGAUAGCUGGGGAUUGGAUGAAUCAUUUUCAGGAUACUAUGAUUCAAGCUCCCCAGAUGGUGCUACUUCAUCUAAGAAUAUUGUUUCAGAAAGGAAUAGAAGGAAGAAACUCAAUGAAAGACUCUUUGCACUUAGAGCAGUGGUUCCCAAUAUUAGCAAGAUGGAUAAGGCUUCAAUAAUUAAGGAUGCAAUUGAGUACAUACAACACUUGCAAGAACAAGAGAAGAUUCUUGAGGCUGAGAUAAUGGAACUUGAAUCUGGGAUGCCAAAUAAUAUUAAUCCAAAUUAUGAUUUUGAUCAGGAGCUUCCUGUGUUGCUGAGGUCCAAGAAGAAGAGAACAGAUCAAUUUUAUGAUUCUGUCAAUUCAACAAACUCCCCAAUUGAACUUCUUGAGCUUAGGGUAACAUACAUGGGAGAAAAUACAAUUGUUGUAAGUUUGACAUGUAGCAAAAGGACAGACACAAUAGUUAAAUUAUGUGAACUGUUCGAAUCUUUGAACCUCAAAAUCAUCACUGCCAACGUCACUUGUUUUUCAGGCAGACUUUUGAAAACAGUCUUCAUUCAGGCAAAUGAAGAAGAUAAAGAUCUAUUGCAGAUAAAUAUCCAAACAGCCAUUGCAGCUCUAAAUGAUCCUCUAAGUCCUAUGAGCAUCUAAUGAAGUAUUUAUCAUUUUUAAGUCACUAGGGUUGAAGAAUCUUGGCUUUCAACUUUUUAUUAGAAUUUCUAGUCAUUGUGUUAUUUGCUACCUAAUUUCUUGCCCCAUUUCUAUUUCCUACUCAAAUUUCAAUUAUUAAAGAGCUUUGUUAUCUUGAAAAGUGUAUCUUUAAUUGAAUAUCAUAUAAAAUGUUAUUGUAAAUGUAGAGUGAAGAGGUGUGUUAUUGUAAAUGUGGAGUGGAAAGGGUCAGGGUGUAGUUGGAACAUGAUACACCUGAAUCAAACAAUUGCAAUAGAAACUUAUUUGAAAACCUUUAA
Molecule: messenger RNA, 1157 nt
Organism: Vicia villosa (hairy vetch)
Lineage: Eukaryota; Viridiplantae; Streptophyta; Magnoliopsida; Fabales; Fabaceae
Product: transcription factor bHLH35-like
Exons: 5
Coding region: 118-840 (240 amino acids)
Biological process (GO): regulation of DNA-templated transcription
Cellular component (GO): nucleus
Molecular function (GO): sequence-specific DNA binding; protein dimerization activity; DNA-binding transcription factor activity
Source: RefSeq, a predicted model, not a curated record